Molecule: messenger RNA, 488 nt
Organism: Galeopterus variegatus (Sunda flying lemur)
Lineage: Eukaryota; Metazoa; Chordata; Mammalia; Dermoptera; Cynocephalidae
Product: sodium/bile acid cotransporter-like
Exons: 1
Biological process (GO): bile acid and bile salt transport
Cellular component (GO): membrane
Molecular function (GO): bile acid:sodium symporter activity
Source: RefSeq, a predicted model, not a curated record
UUGCCCAGAGCUACAUUUUGUCCAGAAACGCUCUGUCCUGAGAGGUGAUUAAAGAAGGCAUCCAGCAGGGUCUGGACAAGGAAGAGAGUCAGCAGGAGAACAAGAGGUGGUCUUCCACUGCCUCGUAGGAGGAUGUGGGCCCACAAUGAGUCCGCCCCGCUCAACUUCACCCUGCCACCCAACUUCGGCAAGCGCCCCACCGACCUGGCACUGAGUGUCAUCCUGGUGCUCAUGCUGCUCACUGUCAUGCUCUCACUGGGCUGCACCAUGGAGUUCAGCAAGAUCAAGGCUCACUUCUGGAAGCCGAAGGGGCUGGCCAUCGCCCUGGUGGCACAGUACGGCAUCAUGCCCCUCACUGCCUUUGCACUGGGCAAGGUCUUCCGGCUGACCAACGUCGAGGCACUGGCCAUCCUCGUCUGCGGCUGCUCCCCUGGGGGAAACCUGUCCAACAUCUUCAGUCUGGCCAUGAAGGGGGACAUGAACCUCAG